Molecule: messenger RNA, 3006 nt
Organism: Phacochoerus africanus (Common warthog)
Lineage: Eukaryota; Metazoa; Chordata; Mammalia; Artiodactyla; Suidae
Gene: TVP23C
Product: trans-golgi network vesicle protein 23 homolog C
Exons: 7
Coding region: 1309-1956 (215 amino acids)
Biological process (GO): protein secretion; vesicle-mediated transport
Cellular component (GO): Golgi membrane
Source: RefSeq, a predicted model, not a curated record
ACUGCUCUCUUCCUAUUUAGGAAAAUACUGCUUGUAGUGCACUUUAACUUAGCGUAUCUUAGGUAUGUUUUCUUAUUUAGGGGUUACUGUGGCCCAGGCGCUGCCCUAGACCCCGGGGAGAGGCCGUGAGCCAUCCAGACGAUUUCCUGCCCUGAAUUGGAGAUGGGGGCUUGUCCAGGGGUCGGGGUGGGGAGACGAGAUAAGGUUCGUAAGGUGUUUUCAGAUGUGAUGACAAAGACAGGGUGAGGUGGAGAGUAGAAUGGGACGACCUUGGGAUUUAGGGUCGGGAAGGACCACUCCCAGCCGGUGACUCGAGUGGAGAAAACCCCGCGAUGGUCUGACCCUGCGCCCAGGCUGACGGAGGCUGGAGAAACACACACGGUAUCCUUGGACACACUUAAGUUCGUGACCAGGCACCUCAAGUGACCCCUUGGUGUCCCCAGGCAGUCACCUCCGCACGUCCACAGCCCCGUGCCUCCCACUUAGGCUCCUCUCCAAAAGGUCUCUCCCAAACCUCCAGCAUUCCUUCCUGUCUUCUCUCAGCUGAAGCCUCGCGUCUUGUUUCUCUGAGAGAACGGAAACCUCAGAGAAUGUUCCAGCACACCUGCCUUUGUCCUAGCCAGUUACACGUCUGUGCUGCAGUCUCAGGCUGAGCCCUCUACCGGGGCCCUGGUUUCCGACCUCGUUUGCUUGAGGUGCCCCAGAGCUUUCCAGCCUGUAGCCAAGGUGGAGGCCAUUGGUUUCAUAGAUCUGAAUCCAUUUUUACCUUUCGAGCUUCACCUCCUCUUCUGCUCCUUCAUUGACUGGGUUUUCCCCACGUUGAUGCUGUGUGGGUGUUCUUCCCCCCGCCCCGCCAUCUGUGCCCUUGAAGACACCCGCAGUCAGGGACCAGAGGCAGCCGGAGGCCCAGCAGGUAGACUUCCCUUCAGGAAGCCUCCCCACAGCCUCUUCCGCUGCUCCCAUUUGCAUUUAUAUUACUUCUGGCGGUGGUGAUCGCUGUGUUUCCUAGGUGACAGCUCCUUUGUUCACUCGUGCCUUCGACACGUGUUGUAGCCCCGGCCUGGUACUCUGCUACACCUUAGGACCUAGUUCAGAGCAGUGACAGACCUUGUCCUCCUGUAGCUUGGCGUCUAGAAGGAGGUAGGAGAGGUUGACUUGCAGUAAGAAUAUCCCCAGAUGGUUGAGUGGACGUUUGUCCAGGUGCUGUGAGGACGUGGGAAAUGGGAUGGCUGGGGAUUUCAGGGGAAGGCCCUCAGCUGUGUCAGCAUUUGAGCAGAAAUUGGAAAGACGAUUCAUCGAGUUUGCCUGAUGGUGAGCCACAGAGGGGACCGGAAAGGGAAGAGCUUUCAGGACAGUAAUGAUGACACCGAAGAUGUUUCCCUGUUUGAUGCGGAAGAGGAGACAAGUAACAGACCGAAAAAAUCCAAAAUCAGACACCCAGUGGCAUCAUUUUUCCAUUUAUUCUUUCGAGUCAGUGCAAUUAUAGUCUAUCUGCUCUGUGAAUUGUUCAGCAGCAGCUUUAUUGCCUGUAUGGUGACAAUUAUCUUAUUGUUGUCAUGUGACUUUUGGGCAGUCAAGAACGUCACAGGUAGGCUGAUGGUUGGCCUGCGCUGGUGGAACCACAUUGAUGAAGAUGGAAAAAGCCAUUGGGUGUUUGAGUCCAGGAAGGCCUCCCCUCAAGAGACUAGGACUGUUUCGGAGGCCGAGUCAAGGAUCUUCUGGUUGGGACUCGUUGCCUGUCCGGUGCUGUGGGUGAUCUUCGCCUUUAGCGCCCUCUUCUCCUUCAGAGUGAAGUGGUUGGCGGUGGUCAUCAUGGGUGUGGUGCUGCAAGGUGCCAACCUGUAUGGCUACAUCAGGUGCAAAGUGGGCAGCAGGAAGAAUUUAACCAGCAUGGCCACGUCCUACCUUGGGAAGCAGUUUCUAAGACAAACCACAGGAGACGAUCAGACAUCCUGAGGGGACAGAGGGAGCCUGCCUGUCCUUCACUUUGGGAACAGCUGAGCCUUUCGAACUCAGUGCAUAUUGCAAGGAGGAGUGUUGGGUUUGUUUUUCCAUUAGAAAAUUUUCUUUCAAAAAAAAAGUAGGCUUCGUAUUAAGUUUUUACUUCCUUUUAGCCUUUGGGGCUUGAAGGUGUGGCGUGGCUGGAAACACCGUCGGCGCUUGGGCCGUGGUUUGCACCCGCGCACCUGUGGUCCCCUGGGCCCUGCGUCUUAGGUUGACACAGUGGUUGCGCCCCUGUCUGUAUGGAAUGGAGACCUUCGGCUGUGGUCUGUAGACCACAGAGGGUGUCCUUAGUCUGUCUCAGAACUGUGUGUUUACCUGCUCUUUCUAGACAUUAUUUUCAGAAGGUUUUUUUUUCCAUGGUAAGAGUGGGCCCUUUGGCUUAUAGAUAAGCUAGAAAUAAUUGUUUAUUUUACAUUAAUGUAUACUUCAUGAUGAAACUUCUUAUCCUAGGUAUUCACAUCGUAGGCAGGUAAAAACCAAAUUUGGGCUGUUGGUGUUAACUACUUUUAAAAUUUUUAUUUUUUAUUUGUAAUGAGUUGUGUACUUAAGGCCCAAUUAAUAUAAAAGCGAUUUUCAUAGUUUAUUCUUAAGGGAUACCUGGGGAUUGCUGCUGUUGUAUUUAUUUUUUGGAUAGGUAGCUGAUUUUACUUUGGAACACCCCGGAAGCUCUUCGGUGGUCCUUGGCCUAAUGAACUCUUUUACCACUAAAAGAGUAUUAUUCUUAUGUCACAGUGAGAAUAAUCAUUUAAAAUACUUGGCAUUAUAAAUGCCUAAAAGACGUUUUAUCUUAUCUAUUUUUUUUUUCUUGCUAUAAUGGAGAUAUUGGAAAUCAGUGCAUUUGUAUUAAUGGGUAUUUCUUAAAGCAAUAUAUGUAACAGUCUGCAAACUCUUGUAGGCAUCUGUAAAUUCCGUUGUAGGUGCUGUAAACUUUGUUUUAAUCAACAGAUUAUUUUGUGACUGUAUUUAUACAUUGUUAUAAAAUUUUGAAGAUGUUUUGUUUAA